This is a messenger RNA of Melospiza melodia melodia, 1066 nucleotides long. RefSeq names its product nuclear receptor coactivator 1-like. The transcript is spliced from 4 exons. The record is from RefSeq and is a predicted model, not a curated record. Gene Ontology annotation, cellular component: nucleus. Gene Ontology annotation, molecular function: nuclear receptor binding. Lineage: Eukaryota; Metazoa; Chordata; Aves; Passeriformes; Passerellidae. The annotation marks the transcript as partial. Gene Ontology annotation, biological process: cellular response to hormone stimulus; positive regulation of transcription by RNA polymerase II.
AAUAUCCCCCGAAAAUACCCCGAAAAUAUCCCCCCAAAACACUCAAAAUAUCCCCCAAAAUAUCCCUAAAAAUCCCCAUAAUAUCCCCCAAAAUAGCCCUAAAAAUACCCAACGUAUCCCUCAAAAUAUCUCUAAAAAUACCCAAAAUAUCCCCCCAAAAAUAUCCCUAAAAAAACCCCAAAAUAUCCCCAAAAAAUCCCCCAAAAUCCCCAAAAUCUCCACAAAAUCCCCAAGCUGUGCAGUGGCUGCCCCCAACCAGCUCCGGCUGCAGCUGCAGCAGCGCCUGCAGGGACAGCAGCAGUUGCUGCAGCAGAACCGCCAGGCGGCGCUGCUGGGGCACUUCGGGGCGCCCGUGGGGCUGUCGCUGCGCGCCGGGAUCCCGCAGCAGCAGCAGCAGCAGCAGCAGCCGCAGCCGCCCCUGAACGCGCAGAUGCUGGCGCAGCGGCAGCGGGAGCUCUACAGCCAGCAGCACCGGCAGCGGCAGCUGAUGCAGCAGCGCGCGCUCCUCAUGCGCCAGCAGCAGCAGCAGCAACAGCAGCAGCAGCAGCAGCAGAAUUUCGGCAAUUCCCCCCUGGGGACCCCCAUGGGAGCCCCGAUGGGAGCCCCGAUGGGGACGCCCAUGGGAGCCCCGAUGGGGACGGCCCGGCAGCAGCAGCAGCAGCAGCAGCCGCAGCCGCAGUUCCCGUUCCCCACGCCCGGUUACGGUACGAGCGGCCCCGGCGCCGGCGUGGCCGCGUUCGGGGGUCCCGAGGCGGCGCUGGGGGCGCGCGGGGGCCUCGGGGGCCGCGCCGUGAUGGGAGCGGCGCCGACGGCGGCACCGGCGGCGGCACCGGCGGCGCCCUACGGAGCCGGGAUGGGCCCAGCCGGGAUGCAGCAGAACCUCUUCCAGUACCCGGGGGCAGGGCUGGGCCAGCAGCCGGACCCGUCGGGAUUCGCGCCGGCGGCGGCGCUGAGCCCCGGCAGCCCCCUGGUGUCGCCGCAGCUGCCGCCGGCGCCGCCCGCGCCCGGGUACCAAUCGCCGGAGCUGAAACCGUGGCAGGCCGGGAACGUCGGCAACAACGGGUGA